CAUGGCGGUCAUGGCUGUCAGAAUCGUCAAAACGAGUUUGGUGCGUCGUAGUGUUAUCGAUAACUGUCUUGCACUUGACAAGUGUUGCGUGUGAUAUAAUAAUCGGAGAGUAGUGACAAUAGUGCAAACUGAGUUAAUCCAUGUUGAGAUGAAGUUACGGCGCGUCAUAUAUGGCGCCGCGCGAAAAUUACGCGACGGAAACUCGCAGCUCGCCCCACACGGGCCCUGCGCUCAUUCGGACUAAUAAUCAAUGGCUUUAUUUGAGAAGAGGUAUACAAAUAAAGUUCUGCUAGAUGAUACAGAAAAAUUAACGAGUGUCAUCGAAAAUGCCAGGACGAUCGACGGACAUACGGAAUAUGUGAUUAGGACACAACGAGGCCCGCUUCCUGAAAGAUCCUGGCGAGUUUGCAGACGCUACAAUGACUUCGUACAGCUCAACGGGGCUUUAUGGGCUUCCGGCCUCAAUUUACCAUUGCCCCCAAAGAGGAUUAUCGGUAACAUGGAACCAGACUUCGUAGCUCGACGACAAGUUGCUCUACAGAACUAUCUAAACGUGGUACUAAUGAAUCCGAUAUUGGCGUCGUCUUUAUCUAUGAAAAAAUUUCUCGACCCUGAGAAUUACACGGCGCCCCUGCAUGAAAUUGCACUUCAGCAAGUGUCCCUGGCCUUACGCAGCGAUGCGAAUUACGAAGUCGGAAAAGCCAUUCCGGACAUGGGAUGGCGGUUAAGGAAACAUUAUUACACCGUGAAAAACAGGCAAAAUCCAAAACAGGAAUUGCUUCUCGCCUGGGUGGAAUUCGGGCCGGACAAACAUUUGCAGGACAAGGACAUGCAGGGUGUCUUUAAAAGUUUAAGCAGUCUGAAACACGCACACGUAGAAGGAAUUGUUCACCAACACGUUACCGAAAACGGAGCCUUGACUAUUCGAAACUUCCACGCAGAUGGAACCUUGAGGGACAUUUUGUGCAAUUCGAAGCCCAAGCAGCCUUUUAUUAAAAAGUACGGAAAUCCGAAGCAGACAAAAUCUUUACCUGUUGCGGAUAUUGCUACAUAUGCAUAUGAGAUCUUGGAAGCUCUGUCCUUUCUCCACGAAAAAGGAUUGCCUUACGGACAUUUACACACUGGAAAUGUCCUUCUCUCGUUUUCAGGUGCCAAAUUGUUGGAUAUUGAAAACGGGCUUCUAGGACUCCCUGCGUUUUAUCGGCCUUAUGUGGUUCAGAGGCGAAAACUCCACGCGACGACUCAAGUAGAUGUUUAUGCAUUUGGACACGUUCUGUAUGAAAUGGCCUUUGGAAGGCCCUUGUUAGAAGCCACCUGUUCAGAUCUUUCUCACUGUGAUUCAAGUCUAAAGAACCUGUUAGAUGUAAUUCUCUCUCCGGAGGCGUUGAAGCAAGAUUUGCCGACAGUUCCUCAUUUGAUGGAGCAUCCGUUUUUCGAUACUGCAAGAAGAACUGCUAGGGCCAACGCUGGUGCCAUAGAAAAGCCACAUUUUAAGUUGAGCAGCCAUCUCAAAGAUGCUUUACUCGAAGCCUCGAACAAAGCGGAACAGCGACUCAGGGACGAGCAGAAGGUCGCUCGACACCAAAAGAGACUCGUCAAGGUCCAGGAGAUGAUGAGUUCCGAGGAGGAAAUGAAGAAGCGCAAGCAGAAAUUGAAAAAAGAACAAAAGCUGGCCCAAGAACAACGUUCUAAUCAGUUAGGAACGAAUGGAACAAAGCAGGUGGUGAAUGGAAAAAGUCCUGAGAGGUCUGAUAGUCCAACCAGUACUUCAACAGCAACAAGUGUUGGCACCUUGACGCCUCCAUCGCAUGGUUCGUCAGAACUGCAAAACAACAAGGAUCGAUGUCCAGCUCCGCCACCGAUGCCGACAGCGACAUCUAGAAAAAUUCUUCCUCCUGUAGCAGCGGCGUCAUCAAAUGAGCGUACAGCUCUGCUGGGCAGCAUCUGUAUGUUUGACAAGGAUAAACUCCGCAAAGUUUCCAAUGGCGUCCAUUGACGUUAGGUAGAUAUUAAAUGAAAGAAUUAAAUCUUUUAGCCUAGAACGCAUUCCAAAUUUAGAACGCAAUGUUUCUCUCGCUGAUAUAUCAGUCAAAUGUUCUGUAAUGAUGGGGCAGAUUACAGAUAUUUUUUAUUCAAAUCUUCCUAGAGCGUUUGUAUUAAUACUAUUUCAUAGUGACGAUCAGAGGCGACUGGGAUGGCAAGCGGUGACUGUUCUAUAUGAUUUUUUAAAAAUGAUUCUAAUGACUAGAUAUUGUCGAUGUUAGAUUCAAGAUUCUUUGAUGAGAGAAAUUUUAAGACUGCUCGAUUUUUGUAUAGUGAGAUGAACAAUUUCUCUUGUUUCGUUCUUUUCAUUGAUUUGAACGAAUUGCUGCGAUUAAUCUGAGUUGGCUUACAAUAUUAAUGUAUGUUUUUUGUUUCGUUUUCUUUUUUCGAUGGGAGUACGAUAGUUCAAUAUGUUGCCUGUGUGUGUAAAGUCUUAAGUUGUUAUCCACGCUUCGUUUCUAUAGCCUCCAUGCGCGAAUGUGCCAGUAAUAGAAAUUAAUUCACCGCUGGAUUUCGAUAAUUCAGAGGAUAUAUUGUGCUCCUAGAAAAAGACUGCAAUAUUCUGAUUAAAUGCUUAUAAAGUAGAAGUAAGUUGAAAUGAAAAGCGGAGUUGAGAAAUGGACUAAUUAUGUAAUGUAGCUUUCAAAGUAAAAUGUUUCAGAAGUCAGAUUUCUAGACUUUGCGCCCUUUUUCUAGAAAAUUUAGCCAGCGAAAGUUUGUGAGAAGCCUUUUUCCGAGAUUAUUCUUAAAAUAACACAUAUCACUUUUUGCUACUGACACCCACAGAUUCCUCUUAGUCCUGAGAGAGUAGACUAUCUUAAUUAUUCAAUCCAAUUCAUAGAAUACAUUUGUUGUAAAUAUAUAUGUACUCGUUAGUGGUGUCAUUAAUCAUUCAUGCAUGGAGACGAUAGAAGAGAAUUUUUAAGUAAUACGAGUUAAAGGAGUUUUGAGCAGAUUAGAUGAAGUCUGG
This is a messenger RNA of Belonocnema kinseyi, 3013 nucleotides long. Its product is annotated as PX domain-containing protein kinase-like protein. Gene Ontology annotation, biological process: protein phosphorylation; endosome to lysosome transport; protein targeting to lysosome. The transcript is spliced from 8 exons. Bases 251 to 1996 code for a protein of 581 amino acids. Gene Ontology annotation, molecular function: protein kinase activity; phosphatidylinositol binding; actin binding. The record is from RefSeq and is a predicted model, not a curated record. NCBI's taxonomy places the organism in Eukaryota, Metazoa, Arthropoda, Insecta, Hymenoptera, Cynipidae. Gene Ontology annotation, cellular component: late endosome; early endosome; extrinsic component of endosome membrane.